AUUGAAAACCUAAUUUUAGAUUUUUCCGGUAGAUGACCGGAGUAAUUAAUUUUACUAUACUAGGUCAGCGAGGAAAGCAGCCCUAUUAUAUAGCAGUGUUACGAAAUCAGUUUCCUUCCUCUAACCUAAUAAUCAAAAUCAUCAAUCCCUCUUCUCAAACCAAUUCCCACUUUUCCUCUCUUCCCCUCACCAAACUCAAACCAAUUUUCACAAUCACCCCACGCCGUCACCCUCAAACGAUUCCCUUCCGCUAGCAAAACGACUGCGGUUUGGUCGUCGAGGCAUGCUAUUCGCUGCUCACUGCCUUUAUUCUUCAUCAUCGUAAAAAUCACACCCAAUAGAUUAGAGACAUUGACUUUGUGCUUUUUUUCUGGGAGGAGAACAAAUGGACCAAGCUCUUGUGGACGACAUAAUCAACCGCCUUCUCGAAGUUCGCGGCCGCCCGGGCAAGCAGGUGCAGCUGUCGGAGUCGGAGAUCCGCCAGCUCUGUGCCGCUUCCAGAGAGAUUUUCCUGCAGCAACCUAAUUUGUUGGAGCUUGAAGCACCCAUUAAGAUUUGCGGUGAUGUACAUGGUCAAUAUUCUGAUCUUUUAAGGCUUUUUGAGUAUGGCGGACUACCUCCUGAGGCCAACUACUUAUUUUUGGGGGAUUAUGUGGAUCGAGGGAAGCAGAGUUUGGAAACAAUAUGCCUUCUCCUAGCAUAUAAAAUAAAAUAUCCCGAGAAUUUUUUCCUUUUGAGGGGUAACCAUGAAUGUGCUUCUAUUAACCGUAUAUAUGGAUUUUAUGAUGAGUGUAAACGAAGGUUCAAUGUAAGGUUAUGGAAGACAUUUACAGAAUGCUUCAAUUGCCUUCCUGUGGCAGCACUGAUUGAUGAAAAGAUUUUGUGCAUGCAUGGGGGUCUUUCUCCUGACUUGCUUAAUUUGGAUCAGAUUAGAAAUCUACAACGGCCCACUGAUGUGCCUGAUACAGGUUUGCUUUGUGAUCUCCUCUGGUCAGACCCAAGCAAAGAGGUCCAAGGUUGGGGAAUGAAUGACAGGGGAGUUUCAUAUACAUUUGGUGCUGAUAAGGUCUCAGAGUUUCUUCAAAAACAUGAUUUGGAUCUUAUUUGUCGUGCUCAUCAGGUGGUGGAAGAUGGGUAUGAGUUCUUUGCUAACCGGCAGCUAGUAACAAUAUUUUCAGCACCUAAUUAUUGUGGAGAGUUUGACAAUGCUGGCGCUAUGAUGAGUGUCGAUGAGACACUAAUGUGCUCUUUCCAAAUAUUAAAGCCAGCUGAUAAAAAAGUAAAGCUCAACUUCGGAAGUACUACUACUACUAAGCCAGGAAACUCUCCAGCAGGCGUAAAGUCCUUCCUGGGUACAAAAGUAUGAAGUUAAGUUUAAGCUUGGUCUUGAAGUUGUAAUAGUUGCAAGAAAAGGAAAGUAGAGUUCCAUUUGGUCUCCUAUGAUAUUUUGGAAUUGUAAAAACGAAGGGAAACACCAUCAUGAACUAUGUAGACCGUUGUUUUCAACUGGUACAAAUUUGCAUUUUGAGGUGGACAGCCUCUCCUUGUUUUCUUUUGUACACUAAUAGCUGGUAUAUGUCGUUCUGACUUCUAAGGUUCUCAAGCAUUGAUGGAUACAUCUGCAUGUGUUCUGAAAACUAAUUAAAAAUGCUCUUACAAUUGGUGUAUGAAUGGCAGUUAAGCCAGUAAAAAACUAAAAAUGGAUAUGGUCCUCACUUUGGUGGUC
Messenger RNA from Glycine soja, 1726 nucleotides. RefSeq names its product serine/threonine-protein phosphatase PP1-like. The transcript has 4 exons. Lineage: Eukaryota; Viridiplantae; Streptophyta; Magnoliopsida; Fabales; Fabaceae. Gene Ontology annotation, molecular function: protein serine/threonine phosphatase activity. Gene Ontology annotation, cellular component: cytoplasm; nucleus. The record is from RefSeq and is a predicted model, not a curated record. The coding region runs from base 386 to 1366 and encodes 326 amino acids.